Molecule: messenger RNA, 1175 nt
Organism: Suillus clintonianus
Lineage: Eukaryota; Fungi; Basidiomycota; Agaricomycetes; Boletales; Suillaceae
Exons: 2
Molecular function (GO): zinc ion binding; nucleic acid binding
Source: RefSeq, a predicted model, not a curated record
AGGCAGCCAACCCCACGUUGUUCGCAUCACCAGAAGAGGUGGAGAAGGCGAGGACCGCUAUCAUUGCAGCCAAGCGAGACGAACCUAAGGUUUCCCUCCCCGACGUAGUACCGGGCUACAAGGCAAAACCCCCUCGACACUGGCCAGUGCGAAACCAAACGGAGCGACAGGCUCUGUCGCUAAAGGCGACCCAUAAGAUACACCAGGCAAUAGGCCAAACUCGUCGUUUCCGCCUGACCAUAGAGUGGUCCGGAGGGUGGCUAAAGGCCGCCCACAAAAUUCGCCUUUUAACUACGCUUCUGGUCACGGGCAUUAUCCAGCCCGUGCACCCACCAACCACGAGAAGACGAGAGCUAACACCAAGCUCAUCGUUUACAGCUGUGCCACCCAAAGUCGACGAGGCAUUCAAAGCCUUCAAGUAUGUACCAUAUAGUACCCUCACCUCGUCGGCUCGUUGGCAGGCGAUAAGGAGUGGCGAGGAAGCCUUCACCAUAUCCGCAUCAGGCUCACUCAUGGCCAAGGGACUCGAUCGCAGGAACGAGAGAAGCAUCACGCUGUCGGACUGGAUCGGGGCAGCCGAUGCAGCAGAGGACCGCACAGAGCAUUACCAUGGAGUCGCGCGUGCGAAAGCACUAAAGGCACACCAUAGCGUGGUCCUAGGGCUCAGCCGUUCGCACUCAUGGGAUGUAGCAGUCGAAUACGACAUCCAGCAACGCGAAAUGGUCGCGCAACACCCACAACACGACCUAUCACAGUUGGACGACAGGGCGCUAACAAUCAUCGCAACGUGCAUAGUGGCCAGGCAGCCCACCAUAUCCGCACCGUAUAGCCAACCGCAGCUAAAGAGACCAUCACCAACAUCGUCAUCCCAGUUUCAGCAGCCGCCAAAGAAGAAAGCCAGACUCCAGUGCUUUCAGUGCGGAGGAGCAGACCACCUUCCAGGCGACUGCACAGCGGAGUCGACUGUCACUGGACACCCAACGGCACGAAUCGCAUCUUCAGCCAAGAGCGCACACGCCCUUGCCGCUCCAGGUGGAAAGAUCUUCUGCAUCGGAUGGGCGAGGUUCUCCAGCUGCCACUUCGCCAACGCGUGCGUCAACUACCACGGUUGCAGCAUCUGUGGAGACACUGCCCACGGCGCAGGAACCUGCAGAGCAACCCGGCCUAGAUCCUAG